This is a messenger RNA of Arthroderma uncinatum, 945 nucleotides long. RefSeq names its product replication termination factor. NCBI's taxonomy places the organism in Eukaryota, Fungi, Ascomycota, Eurotiomycetes, Onygenales, Arthrodermataceae. Gene Ontology annotation, cellular component: nucleus. Gene Ontology annotation, biological process: mitotic DNA replication termination; site-specific DNA replication termination at RTS1 barrier. Bases 1 to 945 code for a protein of 314 amino acids. The record is from RefSeq and is a predicted model, not a curated record. The transcript has 3 exons.
AUGGGUAAUGACGGUGGAAGCAUCCCGACUCGCCGCGAGCUGGUGAAGGAAGCUGCGCGGAAUCCAAACACUACGCAGCUGAAGGAGACGCUUCGCGAACACCUCGAACAUUUCUGGACUACAUGUCCUUUGUCUCACAAGAGGUUACUGCAUCCUAUAGUGUCAGAUGCUGUAGGGAACUUAUACAAUAAAGAUGCCCUUUUGCAGUACCUUCUCCCCGGAGAUGAUAUCGAGGCGAUUAGCUCAAAGGCCGACUGCGAUGAAGUUCUCCAAGGAAGAGUCAAAUCGCUGCGUGAUGUGGUUGAGCUCAAGUUCGAAGCCGAUGGAAAUGCCGAAGCGCCAAAUGGGAAACAGAAAGGGCGGUGGAUCUGCCCGGUUACCCAAAAGGAGCUUGGCCCAAACGCGAAGUCUGUGUAUCUGGUUCCCUGCGGACACGUAUUUUCUGAGGGGGCCAUCCGCGAAAUGAAAGCUGAUAAAUGCUUACAAUGCAACGAGCCAUACGAAUCAACCGACAUAAUUUCAAUUCUUCCAACUGAUAAGUCAGAAAAGGAACGCCUGAAAUUGCGAGUCGAAGAAUUAUCUCAUCGGGGCCUCGCCCACUCUUUGAAAAAGCUUCCUGGAUCAAGCAAAAAGAGGAAGAAGAACCGUAUGGAUGCAAACGGCGAUGUCGAAAAUGGCAUUAAAUCAGAGCCCCCAUCAAAUGGCAAAGUCAACGGCAGCAGCAAGACGCCUAUUCUAUCUUCCACUUCUGCACCUGUGGGGAUCAAGAACGCGGACACCGCCAUGUUAACCGCCAGAGUCCUCGAGGAACAGAACGAGCGCCGCAAGCGUAAGAAGACCUCAGGGACAAGUGACGCCGUCCAAUCCCUUUUCACGUCCAAGAAUAAAAAGGGCGGGAACAAUAACAUGGACUUUAUGACUCGAGGCUUCUCAAUUCCACAUUAG